Messenger RNA from Hyla sarda, 1322 nucleotides. RefSeq names its product C-C motif chemokine receptor 10 (gene CCR10). Gene Ontology annotation, biological process: chemotaxis; immune response; G protein-coupled receptor signaling pathway. The transcript has 2 exons. The record is from RefSeq and is a predicted model, not a curated record. Bases 51 to 1142 code for a protein of 363 amino acids. Gene Ontology annotation, cellular component: membrane. Lineage: Eukaryota; Metazoa; Chordata; Amphibia; Anura; Hylidae. Gene Ontology annotation, molecular function: C-C chemokine receptor activity.
GGCAAAUCUGACACUAUCAGUAUCACUCAGUCUCUCAGUAUUGCUCCAUAAUGAAACCUGAAGAGCUACUCGAGGAGACUUCCCCAAAUAGCCUCUACACAUCAUAUUACUAUGUGUCUUCUGAUUAUGACCGUGAAAUUCCAGAGAUCUGUGACGGGAGCCCCAUACGAGAAUUCAGCAAAGUCUUCCAACCGUGUGUUCAAUGUCUGGUUUUUCUGAUUGGCAUAUCUGGCAACAUGUUGGUUCUUUUGACAUAUGGAUUUGUGAAGAGUAUAAAAUCCAUGACCGAUAUCUACUUGAUCAACCUGGCCUUGGCCGACCUCCUUCUGCUCUUGACGCUUCCCUUUUGGUCUAUCAGUGCCGUGAUAGGUUGGGUGUUUGGAGAUGAAAUUUGCAAGAUGGUACAGGGCGUGCACGCUAUCAAUUUCUUCAGUGGCAUCUUGUUCCUGGCCUGUAUAAGCAUCGACAGAUACUUUGAAAUUGUCCAAGCAGUUAAGGCCCAUACUUUACGUCAAAGAACCCUCUAUUACAGCAAGGUGAUCACCCCAAUUCUUUGGUUGGUAUCGGUUAUAUUCAGUCUUCCGGAGUUUAUUUACAGUGAAUCCAAACAGCUUGAUGAAUUCUACUCAUGUAUCAUGGUAUUUCCAGAAAACAUCACCAGCACAGUAAAGAGCCUAAGCAACUUCUCCCAGAUAAUCCUUGGGUUUAUUGUGCCUUUCUUGGUCAUGGUGGUUUGCUACUCCAUUAUUAUCAGAUCUGUUCUAUCCAGCAGGGGCUUUCGGAAGUACAAAGCCCUCAAAGUUAUCAUCUCUGUUGUGGUGGCCUUCCUGGUAUUUCAGCUCCCAUACACACUGGUAACCUUCAUGGAGAUCACAGACUUUCUAGGAAGCCGUCAGAUGUCCUGCGAUGUAGGAAAUCGGAAAAAUAUUGCCAUCAUAAUCACCAGCAACCUGGCCUUUACAAGAUGUUGUCUCAAUCCUAUCAUCUACGUAUUUGUUGGGGUGAAUUUCAGGAAGGACAUUUUUCUCUUGCUUAAAAAUUUUGGAUGCAUCACUAGAGCCACUUUCGCUUCAUACUAUGGGUCAUACAGAAAUUCCGGCACUUCAGUGAUGACGAUGGAAACCAAUAGCUUUACGUUGUAAAUUCAAUACACCUGCAAAGACCUCAAUCAGAUGAAGGGAACGAUCAAAAAUUCAAUGUGCACAGAUGGCUUUUACCAUCUAUAACCCAUCAGCGCUUUCUGUCUGUUAGUCACCCCAACAGAAUUGGUGGACAGAACAAUACAAGAAUCGGACCCUUACACAUUGAAAACCCUAUAAUAA